AUGAAACACAAGAUCCUGAUUGUGAAGAACGAAGCUCCUGCCGAGGUGCAGAUCACCGCCGAGCAGCUGCUGAGAGAAGCCAAGGAGAGGGAGCUGGAACUUCUGCCGCCCAAGCAGGAGAUUACCGUCAAGGAGGAGCUCAACGACUCCAAGCUGAGGAAGAGGAAGUACAGCUGUGAUCAGUGUGGUGCGGCUUUUGCCGUGAAAGGUAAUCUUACGACUCACCAACGUAUUCACACUGGUGAGAAACCAUACAGCUGUGAUCAGUGUGGAGCGGCUUUUGCCCUGAAAAGUAAUCUUACAACUCACCAACGUAUUCAUACUGGAGACAAGCCUUACAGCUGUGAUCAGUGUGGAGCGGCUUUUGCCCUGAAAAGUAAUCUUACAACUCACCAACGUAUUCACACUGGAGACAAGCCUUACAGAUGCGUACAGUGUGGAGUGGCUUUUGGCACGCAAGGUCAUUUGAUGAGUCACCAACGUAUUCACACUGGAGACAAGCCUUACAGCUGUGAUCAGUGUGGAGUCGCUUUUGCCCAGCAAGGUGUUCUAACGAGACAUCAACGUAUUCACACUGGAGACAAGCCUUACAGAUGUGAUCAGUGCGGAGUGGCUUUUGCCCGGAAAGGUGAUUUGACGAAUCACCAACGUAUUCACACUGGAUUCAAGCCUUACUGGUGUGAUCAGUGUGGAGCGGCUUUUGCAGAGCAAGGUGUGCUAACAAGACAUCAACGUAUUCACACUGGAGACAAGCCUUACAGAUGUGAUCAGUGUGGAACGGCUUUUGCUGAGCAAGGUCAUUUGACAAGACACCAACGUAUUCACACUGGAUUCAAGCCUUACAGGUGUGAUCAGUGUGAGGCGGCUUUUACCCAGCAAAGUGAUCUAACGAAACACAGACGUAUUCACACUGGUGAGAAACCAUACAGCUGUGAUCAGUGUGGAGCGGCUUUUGCCCUGAAAAGUAAUCUUACAACUCACCAACGUAUUCACACUGGAGACAAGCCUUACAGAUGCGAUCAGUGUGGAGUGGCUUUUGGCACGCAAGGUCAUUUGAUGAGUCACCAACGUAUUCACACUGGAGACAAGCCUUACAGAUGCGAUCAGUGUGGAGUGGCUUUUGGCACGCAAGGUCAUUUGAUGAGUCACCAACGUAUUCACACUGGAGACAAGCCUUACAGCUGUGAUCAGUGUGGAGUCGCUUUUGCCCAGCAAGGUGUUCUAACGAGACAUCAACGUAUUCACACUGGAUUCAAGCCUUACUGUUGUGAUCAGUGUGGAGCGGCUUUUGCAGAGCAAGGUGUGCUAACGAGACAUCAACGUAUUCACACUGGAGACAAGCCUUACAGGUGUGAUCAGUGUGGAGCGGCUUUUGCCCGGCAAGAUCAAUUGACGAGACAUCAACGUAUUCACACUGGAUAAAAAGUGUACAUUUGUAAUCAGUGGUGAUAUCAUUUAUUUUGAGAGUUCAGUUAAAAUCCACCAAUGUAGUUUAGUCAAUUUAGUUUGAAAGAAACAUACUUGAGCAAUGAAUGCAAGAGAUUGUUUUUGACAUGUUCAAAAAGAAGUAGGAAGUAAAAAAACUUCUCCUUCCCCUUGAACUCAAUACCAUGUUUUCACAUA
Cololabis saira (Pacific saury) is the source of this 1623-nucleotide messenger RNA. RefSeq names its product zinc finger protein 665-like. NCBI's taxonomy places the organism in Eukaryota, Metazoa, Chordata, Actinopteri, Beloniformes, Belonidae. Gene Ontology annotation, molecular function: RNA polymerase II cis-regulatory region sequence-specific DNA binding; DNA-binding transcription activator activity, RNA polymerase II-specific. The transcript has 4 exons. Gene Ontology annotation, cellular component: nucleus. The record is from RefSeq and is a predicted model, not a curated record. Gene Ontology annotation, biological process: regulation of transcription by RNA polymerase II. Bases 1 to 1422 code for a protein of 473 amino acids.